Zeugodacus cucurbitae (melon fly) is the source of this 2292-nucleotide messenger RNA. RefSeq names its product mitochondrial amidoxime reducing component 2-like. Gene Ontology annotation, molecular function: molybdenum ion binding; pyridoxal phosphate binding; catalytic activity. Bases 1097 to 2077 code for a protein of 326 amino acids. The transcript is spliced from 3 exons. Lineage: Eukaryota; Metazoa; Arthropoda; Insecta; Diptera; Tephritidae. The record is from RefSeq and is a predicted model, not a curated record.
UCGUUUUUGUACACUUUAAAAGUGCAAGUAAAAACGAAUCUAAAAGGGGUUGUGGGAGCCUCAAAGCCCCUUUUAGUAAAAUGUUUGUUGGAAAUAACAAAAAUUAAAAUAAUUUUCGUGGAUUGUUUGCGAUUUGAUACUCUUUGGCCGUAUAUAAACUCGGUUCUCCAUUUCGAUUAUGUAGAUCCGACUAUCGGGGAAACGGAUACAUAUAUCUCUUUCUAUUUUAUUGUGAUCAACAGCGCUCUCACUGAUUUGAAGUGAUGCUACUGCCUACUUAUUCCGUUGAAAAAGAGAGCAUCAACAGAAAUAUUAUAAAUGGGUACUGUUUUCUUGAUUAAUAUUGUUGAUCUGUGGUAGUAAGCAAACAAACUAAAAAGGCUAGUGUUUGCCGAGUACAAUGCAAUGCGUAUUUUUUUCGUAACGGUACAUUUAGUACAUACUCGUUUUCUCAAAGGCAUAACAUCGUUUUGCUCGUGCGUGGUUCGUAUUAUCUUUCGUGUAUUAUCCGCUAUCUUAACUUAUCGGUCAUACAGAUCCACCGGACACAAAGAUUAAUGCGGAUGUUUUGAAGUUAACCAUACCGGAAAGUACCACGUACGACUUAGAAAUCAAACUAGGAACAUUUCUAAAGAUGUCGCACGAAUGACCCUCGCUACAAAAAGUGAAAAAAUAAAUAAUCUCUAAGCAUUUAAAGACAUGAAAAAUAGACCGUACUUUAUCUCUGAAGGGUUAAGGGUUCAUUGCCCUGUAUGUAAAGUGAACAUUCCCUCCAAAAAUGGUAUAAAAGGCAAUUAACCCUUACAAAGUAACGUGUUCUUCUGGAACUUGAGGGGAGCCAAAAGUACCUUUGAAGGGUUAAGUGAAGUGAGAGACUCUUAUCAAAUACUUAAUAAAUAGAACAAUUGUUUGUUAUUUAUACUUUGUGUUUUCUUUUUUUGUACUCAGUUCGCGUUGCGUUGAAGUGGCGACUACGUGAUUCGGGCGGGCUGAUCGUAAGUCAUAUAUAAACUGAUACGAAACGAUCUCAUUCACAUAUACAUUUGUAAAUACUCGUAAAUGAGUAUAUAAAUUGAAAAUCGGCUUAGUAGUAGAAAUGCGGUCACUGAAAGUUAUCGCUUGGCUUGGCCUUAGCAUUGGUGCUGCUGUGGGUGGUAUUACAAUUUGGUUGGCGUACCGCAAGCAAAACGGCAGACGUCCCCAGUUACCCAGUGCCGAUAGAUGGCAACAUUUGGGUACACUAAAAAUUAUCAAUUUUUACCCAGUCAAAGGUGGUGCGCCCAUACGGCUAGAAGAAGUGGAAUGCACGGAAUUGGGUUUGCACUCGAACGGCCUCUGGGAACGUUGCUUGGUGGCAUACGAUGAAUGCGGUGCCGUUGUAUUUGCCGGCUCCUAUCCACGCAUGCUGAGCGUACGUCCUGUCGUUGUUGGCGAAAAGGUCUUGCGUUUGGAAGCACCGUAUAUGCCACCGAUAAUUGUGGAUCUGAAUGAGUUACUGAGCGAACCAUAUCAAAUUGUAGAAAAACGCAAGAAGAGGAAUGUCAAGCGGUUGGUGGAAUGUCGAGCCGAUCACAAUGAGUGGCUCUCACGCGCAGUGCUACAGCGUGAGCAUGGCUUGCGUUUGUAUGUGAAAUUAAAACCAUAUCCGGGGGAAAAGCUGGAUAUUUCACCAGUUAUGGUAAUGCAUGAACGUUCCGUGCACGAUUUGAAUGUGCGCUUGAGCGGCAAAGUGAAACCGGUGGACUGUCAACAGUUCCGUGGCAAUCUCGUAGUCGAUAGCGAUGUGCAUAUACCACCAUACAAUGAAGAUAACUGGCAGUGGCUGCGUUUCGGCGAAGAUAUUGAGCACGCGGUAGUCAUGCGCUACAACUCGGAUUGUUUGCGCUGUAUUUUGGUCAAUGUAAAUGUGGAGAAUUAUACGAGAAACGCCGAUUUCGAGCCACUAAGAAUGCUAAAGAAAUAUCGACUGCGCCAAAACCCAAAAGAACCGUCCAUGGGUGUUUACUUAGAUGUAUACAAUUGUGGAACCCUAAAGCUUGGCGAUAACAUUUAUGUUAAUUACAAAAAUAUGAGCUAACAAUUAUAUAAUGUUAGGUUGGAUAAUAAUGACUUGGCAUUUUUUUAUAGCAGAAAAUCUAUUUUUGGACGGAGAGUAAGAAAAAGCUCUUAAAAAGCUCUGUUAAAGUCUAUAUGAAAAAGCGAGAUAUAAGUCUAUACAAAUUGAUAUUUAUUUACAAUCCUCCGUAUAUAAAAUCUUUCAAAAUAUUACAUAAACAUAAGUAAAACACCUCA